CACGGACCGCCGCUCGCGGGAGGAACUCCUGCCCUUCUUUGCGCGUCUUCUAAAAAAUUAAUGUCGGGCGCUUCGCCGCUCCGUCCAUUUCCUUAUAUGUUCAUAGACACACGUUUGUGUUUCUACAUGCAGGUCCGUCUGUCGUAUGUGCGGAUCAAGUAUCUCUUCAUCUCCUGGCUGGUAGUGUUUAUUGGCAGCUGGAUUAUGUAUGUCCAGUACUCCACCUACACGGAACUGUGCAGAGGACAUGACUGUAGGAAAAUAAUAUGUGAUAAAUACAGGACUGGUGUUAUUGAUGGGUCAGCAUGUAGCAGUCUUUGUGCUAAAGAAACAUUGUAUUUUGGAAAAUGUUUGUCAACAAAGCCCAAUAACCAGAUCUAUUUAGGAAUCUGGGGAAAUCUGCAAAGUGUUAUAAAAUGCCAAAUGGAAGAAGCUACUCAACGUGACUUUGGUACUGACCCAGAACCAAGGAAGGAAAUAGUCCUAUUUGAUAAACCAACAAGAGGAACCACUGUUGAGAAAUUCAAAGAAAUGGUAUAUGGUCUUUUUAAAGCAAAACUGGGUGAACAAGGAAAUCUUUCAGAACUGGUUAAUCUCAUCCUGUCUUUUGCUGAUGGAAACAAAGAUGGAAGAGUCUCUUUGCCAGAGGCAAAAUCUGCAUGGGCACUCCUGCAGCUAGAAGAGUUUCUGUUAAUGGUGAUCUUGCAGGAUAAAGAGCACACUCCCAAGCUGAUGGGGUUUUGUGGGGAUCUCUAUGUGACCGAACGAGUUGAAUAUACCUCUCUCUAUGGAAUCAGCCUUCCGUGGAUUAUAGAACUGCUCAUUCCCUCUGGCUUCAGAAGAAGCAUGGACCAGUGGUUCACUCCAUCAUGGCCAAGAAAGGCAAAAAUAGCUAUAGGGCUUUUAGAAUUUGUGGAAGAUAUUUUCCACGGACCUUACGGAAACUUUCUUAUGUGUGAUACAAGUGCCAAAAACUUGGGAUAUAAUGAUAAAUAUGAUUUGAAAAUGAUGGACAUGAGAAAAAUAGUGCCAGAAAUGAAUUUGAAGGAAAUAAUUAAAGAUCGUCAGUGUGACUCAGAUUUGGACUGCAUUUAUGGUACAGACUGUAGAACACUAUGUGACCAAAGCAAAAUGAGAUGUACCACUGAAGUAAUUCAGCCAAACUUAGCAAAAGCUUGUCAGCUCCUUAAAGACUAUCUGCUUCGUGGUGCUCCUGCAGAUAUCCAUGAAGAACUAGAGAAACAACUGUACUUGUGCAUUGCCCUUAAAGUCACAGCAAGUCAGAUGGAAAUGGAGCAUUCUUUAAUACUUAAUAACUUAAAAACUUUACUGUGGAAGAAAAUUUCUCAUACAAAUGAUUCGUAACUUCUCCACCAGCAGAAGAGAAUAUCGAUGCCUGCCACUAGAGGUGGCCUAAGACAUUUGAUAAAGCAGUCUGCACCUUUUUAAAAAGAUAUUUCUCUACUCAGAUUUUGUUAAUGGUUCUUUCAGCCCUGCCCUUCAGUCAGUAGCUCAUGGCAGGGCUUCUCAGAAAAGGAACGUGCCACUGAAUGAUUAGGCAGAGGCCAGAAGUCCUUCUGGUGUUCAGUGAUGUGCUAUGGAAACAAGAACUCUGCAUGCUUGACUGUUCUGUGCACUUUGUCAGAUCUUGAACAGGAUGAAAGUGUUCACUGUGCCAUCACAUCAGCUGAGGGAACAUCUUCCAUUUCUGUGAAAAACACUGCUCACUUGUGAAAUACCUGCAGAGGAUUUUUUUUCCCAAGUAGUUUCAUGAAGAAUCACCACUACUGCAAGUAAUGUGUCCAAGUCCAAGCUGCUGUUAAGAAUAAACUGAACUGUGAGAUUGAAGUUUACUAAUACCUUGGCAUGGCAGAAUUUGCACAUUAAAUAAUUUUUAACUGUGGAAAAUUAGAAUUUUAUUCUAGAAUGGAUAGGGUGUAAUAUGAGACAAAUCAGAUUCUGUUUACACAUUGUUUACCUCAUGCUUAUGUCUUGAAUGUUUUAGUUCAAUGUUUUUCAUUAAGUCAUUGUAUGGGGAGCCAAGAAUUUUAUAAUAUUGUUUCUUAAAGUCAUCUACAUGGUUUAGCAGCAAUACCAGCAUCUGUUUCAAAAACUGCUGUGGAAACCUUUAACCCAAAUUAAGCUGUAGCAAAUAGUGAAAAGCAAGGACUUUGUGGAGUAAGCUAUAGUACGAAAACUGAAUUUUUAAAAAAUAUUGAAUAGCAGACGUGUCCAAGCAGUUGAAAAGGAAGUUUGCGUAGUGUAGGAAUCUGUUGCAUGACAUGAGAAACAAUUAAUAGUUAUGGAAAGUCUUGCCUCUUUACUGUCCCUCCACAUUUAGCUACAGCCCUGAGCUAGCCAGAGCUAGACCUGAAUUUUAAGACAGAAGCUGGAUUGUUCAGGAUUGUGCAAUAUUGCUCAAAUGGGAGCCUGGGAGGUAUCUUCCAGCUCAUUCCUAGCUGUUCCUAAGUGAGCUGCAGUGUGUUACUAUUCUUUUUUUCUAGUAGCAUCUAUGAGUCACUGUUAAGAAUCAAGUCAUGAGUAAAUAAACAUCACCUGAUCCUGGCACUCCACAAAGCAUGACCACUCUACCACCUUUGCUCUGCACCCUUGUAUCUUUCAGAUUUACAUCUGUGUUUGUAACUAUGCAGAAUUGGGUGUCCAUAAUACAUCUGAAUACAUGCUCAAUACUUACCUGUUGAAUCUUUAAUUUAUAAGUGCUUUAGGUAUAAAGCUGUUCAAUCUUUGAUUUUAAUGGCAGUUAUCUGUCUACUUCUGAAUCCUGGCCCGUUCAUUCAUUCAUUUUCAGCAGAGGUAAGAACAAGCUUUAAGUAUUUGAAAGGUUAACUGCUCUAGGUAUCCUGUCUUAAAUGCAUUCCUAGAAUGAUGACACUGAAGCACGGGACUACAAUAAAGUAAUUUCUCUAUACCAGAUGUAAUAAUAUACAGCUUGGGUUAAGAUUGUUUUGUGAACAUCAGCCUUUAAGAAACACUAUGCUCAUGCUAAUUAUUGUCUGGAACUUGCCAAUGUGCUCCAACUAUGAACUAAUAAGUAUUUGUAACCAGCAAUGCACUGAAAGUGUAAAGUGGUCAUGUUCUUGGUGAAAAAAAAUCUGACGGUGAUGUGAUUUGGGCAGAGAUUACUUAAAAUACCCACCGUCAUUGGGUAUCUUAACAACUGGAGAAUAUGUUUAAUAGUGCAGUUUCUUGUAUAGAAUCUUCAUUUUUAUUACUGUGGCAUCAAAUUGAAGAUUUCAUUGGGAAAAAAAUACACUUUUGUUUACAAUUAAUCACAGGCCUCUUUUUUUUCAAUAGCAGUAUUUGCACCAACUACCAGUAUCUUAGAGCAAAACCUUCCUCCACAUAGCCUACUUGGCUCGUGUUUAAACUGUGCAAACGGUUCCUCUGAGUCUAAUGGGACACCAAUUGGCACAAAGAAGUGCCUGUGUAACUGAGGGAGGAGGCAAAGGGGCGGGGGAGGAACACUUCUCUUCCAGGUGGCUCAGCCUGCAAGCUGCAGAGGGAAACAGACUGGGCUCUAGGUGGGAGCCGCCCUUUAGGAUAAGGAGAUGAAGGCUGGUGAGUGGUGAUGUGGAUGGACACAGAGAGGGGAGGCAGGAGAAGACUGAAGAGGUGGAGACUGGCAUCAGGGGGAAGGGGGGAGCGUGAGGGUGGAAAAGCCCAGGGGUGCUCCUCAGAGGGACCAUCUCGAGUUGUUCCUGCAUGAGAAAUACAGUGCUUGGUGGAACGAGACGGUGUGGGCUCUGCUAAGGGAACCCUAGGGGUGAACUGGAAAGGAACAUGGUGUGGCUGUGUGGUGAGUCAAGGGGAAAGGCUCUGGUGUGUAACUGCCAGGGAGCCUCAUUAAUGUUCCUUUAACAAGGCCUCUGUACCUACCCCCACAUCUUCAAGUGAAUUCUCUUACCAACUCUCACCACACUAAGUAACGUGAAUAUUCAGCUCAAGACAGUACCUGUUUCAGCAGAGCCAA
Hirundo rustica (Barn swallow) is the source of this 3991-nucleotide messenger RNA. It is a transcript of the gene DIPK1A, whose product is annotated as divergent protein kinase domain 1A. The transcript is spliced from 5 exons. NCBI's taxonomy places the organism in Eukaryota, Metazoa, Chordata, Aves, Passeriformes, Hirundinidae. Bases 61 to 1365 code for a protein of 434 amino acids. The record is from RefSeq and is a predicted model, not a curated record.